Tigriopus californicus is the source of this 1831-nucleotide messenger RNA. RefSeq names its product serine/threonine-protein kinase RIO1-like (gene RIOK1). NCBI's taxonomy places the organism in Eukaryota, Metazoa, Arthropoda, Copepoda, Harpacticoida, Harpacticidae. Bases 116 to 1747 code for a protein of 543 amino acids. Gene Ontology annotation, cellular component: preribosome, small subunit precursor; cytosol. The transcript is spliced from 3 exons. Gene Ontology annotation, molecular function: ATP binding; protein serine/threonine kinase activity. Gene Ontology annotation, biological process: maturation of SSU-rRNA. The record is from RefSeq and is a predicted model, not a curated record.
GUCUGGGAUAAUGAUUGUGGAUUAGCAGCUACCACGUGGGCCUGACCGUGCGCAGGAAGUUGGUCUAUCGAGGCAACCUUCAGGUCGUCCAGCCCGUGUCUUCAAUUUGCAUGCCAUGACGGCGGAUUUAGACGGGCGUUUUGACGAUGCGGAUGAAGACCCCGGGUCAGGGCCCCAGCCGAGCCCGGUCCCGGCUCGGUCGGCCCCCAUUCCCAAACUGGCCUCCUGGACUGCCCCGCUGAGCGCCCACGGCGAGUCCGAUCCCGACGAUGACGAUGAUUAUGACGACCAGGCGGUCGAUUAUGAGUGGGGCGCGGGAUUCAGAGGAGAUCGAGCGGCCGCUGGGGGUCCAGCCGCUCUCAAAGCCAACCGCUGUCAGCCCGCCGAUCAACGCUUUCGUCACAAAUAUGAAAAUCGCAUUAAUUUACGGGCCUACGAAGCGCCGCACAACCACUGGAGCGGUCCGGCGCUUAAUCCGGUCUUUGAACAGCAUCGCAAAACCGACAAAGAACGACACCGGGUCAAAGACAAGUCCGAUCGAGCCACAAUCGAAAACGUGCUCGACCCUCGCACACGCAUGAUUCUCUUCAAACUUCUGGACAAGAAGUUCAUCCAGACGAUCAAUGGCUGCAUCUCCACGGGCAAGGAGGCCAAUGUCUACCACUGUCAAGCCGGCGAUGGUUCUGCCGCCGAUUGCGCCGUCAAAAUUUACAAGACCUCGAUCCUAGUGUUCAAAGACCGAGACAAAUACGUCACGGGUGAGCACCGAUUUAGAUCCGGUUACAGCAAAAAGAACCCGCGGAAAAUGGUUCGCACGUGGGCCGAGAAAGAAAUGCGCAAUCUGACUCGUCUCCAUCAUGCCGGUAUCCGGUGUCCCGAGCCCAUCUUACUUCGAGAUCACGUGUUACUCAUGAGCUUUCUUGGGCAGGAUGGCUGGCCCGCGCCUCGACUCCACGAUGCGGAAAUUGCCGAAUCCAAGGCGCGAGAACUCUAUUGGGACCUGGUGUUGACCAUUCGCAAAAUCUAUCACGUGUGCAAAUUGGUCCAUGGGGAUUUAAGUGAAUAUAAUCUCUUGUUUCACAAUGGCAAGGCCUUCGUGAUUGACGUGUCCCAAUCAGUUGAGCACGAUCAUCCUCAUGCGCUGGAAUUCUUAAGAACAGACUUGAAAAAUGUGACCGACUUCUUUCGACGCAAGGCUGUCAACGUCUUGGGGUUGAAAACUUUCUUCGAUUUUGUUGUGGAUCCCACCAUCCCUGAUGACGAACAGGAAGAGCGAUUGGCACUAUUAGACCAAUUGGCGGCUGCCACGAUCGAAGAUGAACCCACGGCAGAAGACGAGAUUGCGGAGAACGUAUUCCAACAAGUUCACAUUGCUCGUGCUUUGGAAGAGAUUGCCAAUCCUGGAGCAGAUAUUGCCAAGGUCAAAGCUGGUGAAAAAGAACUUUUGUAUCAAACUGUGACCGGCGUCGUCUUGUGUCAAGAUCAAGCCCAGACAAAGGAAGAUGAAUCAGAGUCUGAUGAUGCGUCGGAGAGUGAUAGCGAUGGCAGUGAAGGCUCUGAUGGGAACGAUAAUGUGACUGGGAAAGGUCAAAAGGACCUCAAGAACAGCCGCAGACCUCGAGAGGAGUCGCCUAAUAGUCGAAAGGAGAGGAAGAAGGCCGUGAAAGACCAACAAGCGGCCAAAAGGAAGGAAAAAAUCAAGAAACAUGUCAAGAAAAAGAAAGAAAAGGCGACGAAAAAGAAAUAAAAAGAAGUCCGUCUCAGAUUGUUGAAAAAAGAUUGUGUUUCUUCUUAUUCUCGAGGUGGAGCCAAUAUAUGUCUUAACAAUUUA